Clarias gariepinus (North African catfish) is the source of this 6621-nucleotide messenger RNA. RefSeq names its product large tumor suppressor kinase 2 (gene lats2). NCBI's taxonomy places the organism in Eukaryota, Metazoa, Chordata, Actinopteri, Siluriformes, Clariidae. The transcript is spliced from 8 exons. The record is from RefSeq and is a predicted model, not a curated record. Gene Ontology annotation, biological process: peptidyl-serine phosphorylation; G1/S transition of mitotic cell cycle; positive regulation of apoptotic process. Gene Ontology annotation, cellular component: nucleus; spindle pole. Gene Ontology annotation, molecular function: ATP binding; protein serine/threonine kinase activity; protein binding. Bases 533 to 3982 code for a protein of 1149 amino acids.
GUAAGUGUCCAACUUUGUACUGCAUUUCUACUUGUGCCGUGAGUAACGAGAAAAUGGAGGACAGGCUCGCGAAAUGUAAAGCGUGUUUUUUUAACGGGACGAAACGAGCUGUGUGUGAAUGAAGUGAGUGGGUGAUAAAGCGCACACUGUUAACUGCAGGAAUUUACCGCUUCUCGUACAUGGCGAAGAUGCAGAUCAGGCUGGAGUGGAAGCGACACACGUGCAUAAUCCAUUUUAUGUUGGGGGUGGCGGGGGACUGUGCCCCCUAAAAGGACCAUGUGCUCCAGUAGGACCUCAAAGAUCUACUAAGUUUACACAAGAAUCCACCUGGGUGGGAGCUUUAGCUAACAUUCAUAGUUGAGCGGUGUGUGUAUGUGUGAGAGAAGGUCUGUGAAUUUAUUUUUCUUAUUUUUUCUUUCCUCUGCUUCUGCAAUUGACUUGGUAUGUGUAAGUGAGUAAGCGAGUGAAUUUGCCAGCAUGCAGGGGUGGGGUUGUCUGUGAGUGUGUACCAUAGGUUAGGGUGGGUCCACCCAUGCGGCCGAAAACUUUCCCUGCCGCCCCGUAUGUGGGCAACACUCGACAACGGCUCCAGGAGAUCAAGGAAGGACUGAAACAGCCAGCUAAGCUGGUGAGCCAGGCUCUGCAUGGAGGAAGUGGCCGAGGAGAAGGGAGCAGAGUGGGAGACUGCAAAGGUAAAGACCAGGCUGGUCGUCAGCAGCAACUUCGUCAGCCCCCGAAGUUCAACAACUACCAGAAUGCCCUGCGAGAGAUUCGCAAGUCUCUCAUGCCUUUUGCCAAUGAGUCUGGUCCAGCAUCCAGCUCCUCACAUUCAGGCGGAGACGUAAACAGGCAGAUGCUGCAGGAACUCGUCAAAGCUGGGUGUGAUCAGGAAAUGGCAAUACGUGCAUUGAAGCAAACUGGCAGCCGUAACAUCGAGGCAGCAUUAGAGUACAUCAGUAAGAUGGGCUACCUUGACCCUCGCAAUGAGCAGAUUGUACGAGUCAUCAAACAGACUUCUCCAGCCAAAGGUGGCAUUGCAAAUGCAGAUCCUAGGCCAGCAAUGGAGACUUCCAGUGAAGGUGCUAUGCCUGGUUACCACCAGAUGGGACCACCGCUAUAUGAGGGAGGUGGAUAUGGGUCAGAGGGAGAAAUGGCACGUUCUUAUAUGGGUGGACCACCAGUCAUGAACUACAUGAUGCCAUCUUCUAACACAGCACAGGGUCCUUCAAUGGGGAGCCCUAUGGCUCGCCCUCCCAGCAUGGGUGCUUAUCCACCAACCAUGACAUCACAGAAUGCCCAAGGAACCACAAUUUACCCCUCUGGUCCUGCUCAGCAGAAAGGCUAUACAGGGGGCAUGGAUCAAGCAAUGAUGGGCUAUAAUGUGUCUGGUCCACCCAUGCAGCUCCAGUCCCAGCCACCAGGGGGACCCAGUCCUCAUUAUGACUACAGAUCCCAUAUAAUGGAGCCGUCUGGCUAUAGUGUCAAACGGAGUGCUUCUUUUCAGAAUAAGAUGCCUCCUCUAGCACCAGACAACUAUGUCAAUAUGCAAGGCAAAGGGGCUAUAGGUCAAAAUGGUGGCGGAUACCCCUCUAACCUUUACCUGCCUCCUCACUCACACCCCCGCCAGGCCAGCCCAACUUCACACCAGGUCCACAUGAUGUCACGCUCACCUGGAGGAGCAGCUGCAGCAGCUGCUAUGGGUCCUGAGUUCUCAGAUAUACCUCAAGGUCUUCUCACUCCUUCCAGGGCCAGUCUCAACCUUGACCUGUAUGACCACCACUGGGCUGGUGCUCAAGGCCCAGAGGCAGCACCUCAAGCCAGGCAGCCACAGGGGCCCUUCAGAGGGGAAGUACGUGUCCCCAGCAGAACAAAUUCUUUUAACAACCACCAAAAAGUAAAUGUUAGACAGGCAAUGCCCUCUGCAACCAAUGUAUCUAACAAACAAGACUCUGGAAUCGGGCCACCAAACACUAUCACUGCAGUGACCUCUCCACCAAUCCAGCAGCCUGUGAAGAGCAUGAGAGUAAUGAGACCAGAGCCAAAGACUGCAGUUGGACCAUGCCACCCAGGCUGGUUAGCAGCACAGGGCCAAGAUACUUCGGACACUCAUGGGUACCUACCAGAUGAAGGUUUUACCCUGGAAUCCUCCCAGGAGCCCCGAUGUCCGCCACCACCGUACCCCAAAAUGCUGCUAAUGUCUGGAGCCACAGGUGUACAGGAGACUGCACCCUUAGAACCUGGAGGCAUUGCUGGACCUCCAGACCACAGUGCCUCAGGAAGGCCUGUCCCAAGCGCCCCUGCAGGAAAGCCAGAAGAGCGUGCCACCAAAGACAAAGCAAAGUCAGGGAAAGGCGAAAGGUUCCUUAAGGAUAAGAAGCAGAUUCAGACAUCACCAGUCCCAGUUCGGAGGAAUGCUCGUGAUGAAGAAAAAAGGGAGUCACGUAUAAAGAGCUAUUCUCCCUUUGCUUUUAAAUUCUACAUGGAGCAGCAUGUAGAGAAUGUGAUGAAGAUCUACCAGCAAAAGCUAAAUCGUAGACUGCAACUGGAGCAAGAGAUGUCUAAGGCUGGUCUGUCGGAAGCAGAGCAGGAGCAGAUGAGAAAAAUGCUAAACCAAAAGGAGUCCAACUAUAAUCGACUGCGCCGUGCCAAGAUGGAAAAAUCUAUGUUUGUAAAAAUUAAAACGCUUGGAAUCGGGGCCUUCGGAGAGGUCUGUCUGACCCGUAAAGUGGACACAGGAGCUUUGUAUGCAAUGAAGACUCUUCGAAAGAAAGACGUCCUAAACCGCAACCAGGUGGCUCAUGUUAAAGCAGAACGGGACAUUCUUUCAGAGGCUGAUAAUGAAUGGGUAGUCAGACUGUACUACUCAUUUCAGGAUCGGGACAGCCUGUAUUUCGUUAUGGACUACAUUCCUGGGGGAGACAUGAUGAGCCUACUAAUUCGUAUGGGGGUUUUUCCGGAGCCGUUAGCCAGGUUUUAUGUGGCAGAACUGACACUUGCCAUCGAGAGCGUGCAUAAGAUGGGUUUUAUCCACAGAGACAUCAAACCUGAUAACAUCCUCAUUGACCUGGAUGGACACAUCAAGCUUACCGAUUUUGGUUUGUGCACAGGGUUCCGUUGGACACACAACUCAAAGUAUUAUCAGAAAGGGAACCAUAUCCGCCAGGAUAGUAUGGAACCCAGUGACUUCUGGGAUGAUGUGUCUAACUGUCACUGUGGUGACCGGUUGAUAACACUGGAACAACGGGCAAACCGCCAACAUCAGCGCUGUCUUGCACACUCCCUAGUGGGCACUCCCAAUUACAUUGCCCCUGAAGUGCUACUGCGAAAAGGAUACACUCAGCUGUGUGACUGGUGGAGUGUGGGAGUGAUUCUGUUUGAGAUGCUAGUGGGCCAGCCUCCAUUCCUUGCCCCAACCCCUACAGAAACACAGCUUAAGGUGAUCAAUUGGGAGAACACUCUGCAGGUGCCACCACAAGUCAAGCUGAGUCCUGAGGCCAUUGACAUCAUAGGCCGUCUCUGCUGUUCAGCAGAGGAGCGUCUGGGAGGAAAUGGUGCUGGCGAGAUAAAGACCCACCCUUUCUUUGCUCAGGUGGACUUCUCUAGCAACCUUCGUACUCAGCCCGCUCCGUACAGACCUAAGAUUGCUCACCCAAUGGACACAUCCAACUUUGAUCCAGUGGAAGAAGAAGGUGGCCCAGGGGCAUGGAGUGACAGUGGAGACAGCACUCGGGCUUGGGACACCCUCUGCUCGCCGAAUAGCAAACACCCUGAACACGCUUUCUACGAGUUUACCUUCCGCAGGUUCUUUGAUGAUCAUGGCUGCCCGUUCCGUUAUCCUAAGCCUAUUGGAGAAACACAAGGUCCCCCCAGCAGUAGUGGCGCUAGCAGCUUGGGCCCCGAAGAGGAAGAGGAAGAGGAGGAGGAAGAAGUAGAGGGCAGAGAGGAGGAGCAAGAAGAGGGAUGUGAGCCUGUAUAUGUGUGAGACAUGGAAUGGUGUCAAAUGCUGAUUUGGCUUCACCAGUGUGGCUUUAAUUAAAUGAAACACAAUACACCAGACAGGACUGUUAAGGUUUGGUUAAAAUGGGUGAAUGAAGCAUGAAAAGAGAAAAAAUUAUGGCAUGUGAAAUGCAUAGUAUGACUUUAACAUUAUCAUGCAAAAUCUUUUACUUGUUCAUAUGUACGUCUAACGGAAACUGCAAUCUUGGACCAAGAAGUGUGGACUAAAACAGAUUCAGUGUGACAUAGGAUUCUGUGUCUCUCUGCACAUUUCUCUGUCAGGAAAGGAGAUGCUGCAAUUCCUAUUUCCAGAUGAGUAACUGUGAUUGUGGUCACUGGACUUAAUCAGUGCAGGGCUAAACCAGCGGUGGUGUUAUCUGAUGAUUGAGAACCAUGUGUGGCAUAUGACCACACGACUUAAUCAAAAUCCUUUUACCCUAAUAAUAUGCGGACCCAAAUACAUUUCAUGUGUGUUGUUUGUUCUGCAAGUAUCUGUAGAGACACCCAUGUGAAUCUACCAAGAAUUUAAAAGGAGUGACUCAUUUAAACCUUGAAGGGUUUAUAUAGUAGACACUAAAAAUAGAUGUAGUCUAUUUGGAGUCGACAAGUCCCAGGAGAAAAUGCACCUAAAUGAAGAUAAGAUAUGGCUCAGGUUGUUUUCCUCCUUGUGUUAAAGGAGACGUGUAUUAAUUACAGAAUACGUUGGUUUGAACGUGAUUUCACGAUGUCUCCUAGUGUUUUCAAAAACACAGAAUAACACUCAAACUGAAAAAAUUAUAUAUAUAUAUAUAUAUAUAUAUAUAUAUAUAUAUAUAAUUUUUUAUUUUUUACAUAUGUUACAUAUUCUGACUUUAUCUGCACUUCAGAGCUUUCACAGUUAUGACAUUAUUGUACUAGCAGAUUGUGUCACAGCACAGGAGUUUAGGAAUAAUACUUGCUUUCCAGUUUCCAGCAUUACUCUUGGUAUCUGAACCUUCCCCAAUGCUUUAAUAUUUGCACCUAGGCAUCAUCAGUUAUUUAUUGUAGCCUAUAUAUAGCAAUCAAUAUGUCCAGCCCAAUAUACAGUCCUAACAGUCGGGGGGCUUACUAAAAAGAAAUAUCCUUGUGUAAAUUCACUGCCAACACUUGUACUCAAAUAUAUAUAAAUAUUUAAAUUUGGCCAUUUUUAUCACACAUGCAUACACACACUGUACAGUUUUAAAACAUGAAGUCUCUGCCUAAAAUAUAAAUAAUCUUAUAAAACAGUAGUGAAAGUGUUAAGAACUAUUAAAGUGUCAGAAGAAAAUUAACUGUAUGGGAUUCCUAUGUGCAAUACAAAAUAUAUAUUAUAUAAUGUUCUAAUCAUACAAGCCACCCUUUAAAUCAAUACUGAAAUACACUAUGUAAAAAUAUUGGGUUUUUUCCCCCUCAAUAUAGAUCCCUGACCCAGUGCUGCUCUUGUUAUUGAUGUUACAUUAUUACCAUACUUUUAUACAUUUUAUACCUUUUUUUUUCUUUUGUAAAAUGCAUGCUGUUGGUUGACGGUGUCAUUGACACUAGACGUGACGAACCGUGUGCUUUCUAAUGAAUGUGUGGGUGUGUCCACCACAUGCUGAUCAGUAUUUAAGACGGAGAUGGAAACAUACUUUUCCCUUCACUCAGGCUGGUCCUAAAUGUUUGGGAAAAGGUGUUUAGAAGAGAGCGUGGAAGUGAAAAACUAAAGAUUUGAAUGAAAAUUAGUUAUUAAAAUGUUAAAGAUAUAAAAAGACAAAGUGGAUUUGAAUGGAUGUUAUAUGCCUGUUUUCUUGAGUGAGAUGAUUUUGAAGUUAUUGUAUUGAAUUCAAAAGUUGAGUCCAUCUAAUUAACUUUUUUUGUGAAGAGAAGACUUGACACUAAGUAACUGAACAAAACCAACUCUUUAAUGCUAAUUGACAAUCAUUAAUGCAUUUUUCACGUUUUUGUUUUAAGAUUAUUGAAUAUCUGAUUGGAAAAACUUAAUUAAAUAUCCAAUCCAUGAUGGGGUCUCAUAAGUAGUUAAACAUAACUGAUUUAAAGAACAUUUACCACAAUUUGUAUUGCAUGAGUUAAUACUAACAUCAUAUAUUUUUAUCCCAGUGAGACCUAACAGUAAAUGUGCCAGAUGCUUGACUGAUCCAUAUUCAUCAGGAUGGAAGUGAACAUUUCUAGAGACAGACUUCAUAGAACAAUUUAGGUGUCAUGUGAGUGUGUUUUGGUUUGGAUGGAUUUUCUGUAUUUUAUUUUGAAAGUGCUGACUGACAAUCUUUGGUUGAUGAUAACUGAUAUUGGACUUUAGCGUGCUUUUUUUGUAUUUCAGUGCUUGAGUCGGGUGGAACUUUUUGACUUCUGUGAUCUUUCUUAAUGUAUUAUAAAAUACAGCUACUAUUGAAUAUAUAAAUAUAUAUAUAUUUAUACAGAUAUACAUAUUUUUUUGUAUCUUUUUGUUUUUCAUUUUCUGAGCUAACUUCUGAACCUCUGUGUCUUCAGUAUUACAGACAGUUAAUAUUUGGAUUCAUAUCUUUUUUUUUUUUUUUAUACAUGUAUGAACCAAGAAUUUGUUAAAUAUGCUUUCACUGUUUUCACAUGUGUAGAUGUAUAUUCCUAAAUUAAAUUAAAUAAAUGAAUCUU